AUGACAGAGAUGAGGAAAGAAGACACGGUCAAGCUUAUCAGCGCCGAGGGGUUCGAGUUCGUGAUCAACAAGGAAGCCGCCAUGGUUUCGCAGACAAUUCGCAACAUGCUCACCUCUCCAGGGAGUUUUGCUGAGGCGCAACAUGGGGAGGUGACUUUUCCCGAGAUAAGCACCACGAUUCUGGAGAAAAUCUGCCAGUAUUUCCACUGGUCUCUUCAGUAUGCUAGUGGCAAGGAAACCGAGUUCCCAAUUGAACCUGAACUGACUCUGGAGCUUAUGAUGGCUGCUAAUUACCUGCACACAUAA
This is a messenger RNA of Linum trigynum, 306 nucleotides long. The record is from the annotation of a GenBank genome assembly. NCBI's taxonomy places the organism in Eukaryota, Viridiplantae, Streptophyta, Magnoliopsida, Malpighiales, Linaceae.